AUGCGGAAUGCGAUUUUCCCGCGCGUGGAUUUUCUGCGCUACUUGAAGAAAAUCCACGUGAGCUACUGUCCGGCGCGGUCGCAGACGGAAGUCGCCAAGCAGCUGAUCAUGCGCGUGACGUCGGAGUCGGUCAAGAAGAAGUUUCCGCACCUCCAGACCUCGUGGGAAAUGCUGGCGUACGACGCCCCAGCCACGGUCGAGGUGGAGCUGCUUGACGGCCGCAGGAUCCGGAGGAUUAUUGACGGAUACAGCAAACCGGAGAAGAAGAAGAUCAUAGACGACUGGCGAUUCGCAGCCAACAUGGAGCCUUGGCCUGAGGUCCUCGCGCCGCAGCCGCGCGGGGCGCCGAGCGGCGGAGCCGCACCGCGGCCUGAAGCGUCUGCUGUGGACGCCAAAGCCCAGGAGGGCACUAAGUGA
Besnoitia besnoiti is the source of this 417-nucleotide messenger RNA. RefSeq lists its product as uncharacterized. NCBI's taxonomy places the organism in Eukaryota, Apicomplexa, Conoidasida, Eucoccidiorida, Sarcocystidae. The transcript is spliced from 5 exons. The record is from RefSeq and is a predicted model, not a curated record. Bases 1 to 417 code for a protein of 138 amino acids.